Messenger RNA from Aureobasidium subglaciale EXF-2481, 1224 nucleotides. Its product is annotated as glycosyltransferase family 15 protein. The transcript is spliced from 3 exons. Gene Ontology annotation, cellular component: Golgi apparatus; membrane. Gene Ontology annotation, molecular function: alpha-1,2-mannosyltransferase activity. NCBI's taxonomy places the organism in Eukaryota, Fungi, Ascomycota, Dothideomycetes, Dothideales, Saccotheciaceae. Bases 1 to 1224 code for a protein of 407 amino acids. Gene Ontology annotation, biological process: cell wall mannoprotein biosynthetic process; protein O-linked glycosylation; protein N-linked glycosylation. The record is from RefSeq and is a predicted model, not a curated record.
AUGGCGGCCAGGUAUUUGCGAUAUAUUGUAUUCGCCGUCGUCGCUCUCGUCGUGCUCUUCUUCAUCUCCAGCUCUUCAUCAGUCCCCGGACGCGAAUAUGCCGAAAGUGCCAAAGACUUGAUUAAGGACUCGAGCUCAAGAUGGCGUGGCUCGCAAGAGGCCCACAGCGAUGUCAAGGAGUCUCAUCCUGACCAAGCCACCACCCCCAACACCCACGCUGGCCUCCCUCCAGCAACAAACCCCGGCCCUCGCAUGAACGCCACCUUUGUUACCCUUGCCCGCAACUCUGACGUUUGGGAGAUUGCUCGCUCCAUCCGUCAGGUCGAGGAUCGCUUCAACAAGAAGUUCAACUACGACUGGGUCUUCCUCAAUGACCAGCCUUUCGACGAUCAAUUCAAGAAGGUCACUUCGGCCCUUACUUCUGGAAACACAAAGUAUGGCGAGAUCCCCAAGGAGCACUGGUCUUUCCCCGAGUGGAUUGACCAGGACAAGGCUGCCAAGGUGCGUGCCGACAUGGCCGCUAGAAAGAUCAUCUACGGAGACUCGAUCAGUUACAGACACAUGUGUCGCUACGAGUCUGGCUUCUUCUUCCGUCACCCUCUGAUGCUCGAAUACGAGUGGUACUGGCGCGUUGAGCCCAGCAUUGAGCUCUUCUGCGACAUUGACUACGACACCUUCAAGUUCAUGGCCGACAACAAGAAGAAGUACAGUUUCACCCUUUCUCUGUACGAAUACGUCGAGACUAUUCCCACUCUCUGGGAGAGCACCAAGAAGUGGAUGAAGAACCACCCUGAGCACGUUGUUGAGGGUAACUCGAUGGGCUUCCUCUCUGACGACGGUGGUGACACCUACAACCACUGCCAUUUCUGGUCCAACUUCGAAAUCGGAAACCUUGACUGGCUCCGCAGCCCUGCAUACCUCGACUACUUUGAAGCUCUCGACAAAGAUGGCGGUUUCUUCUACGAGCGCUGGGGAGACGCCCCUGUGCACUCAAUCGCAGCUGGUCUGACGCUCAAGAAGGAGGAAAUCCACUUCUUCAACGAUAUCGCCUACUACCACGUCCCCUUCACCCACUGCCCCACCGGUGAGCAGUACAGAAUGGACCACAAGUGCCACUGCAACCCCAAGGACAACUUUGAUUGGAACGGCUACUCAUGUACUGCUCGUUACUACGAACUCAACAACAUCGACAAGCCUGCAGGCUGGGAGCAAGAAAACAACUGA